GUUAUUCGACGAUAAUGAAGUUCCUGGUUGUUAUCGAUGCCCUGGUGACUAUAAUUGUGCUGUUCGCCAACAUGGCAGCUGCGAAGGAUUGUCUUUCGAAAACAGUCGGUCCUCCCUGUUUCGAAUUCGAUCCUGAAUUUUGUCAAAGAUCCUGCGUAACAAAUGAAGGUCGUACCGGUGGCCACUGCAGUCCCAGUAUGGAGUGCAUGUGCGAAGGAUGUUAAAGCUGCUUAAUUUUUAACGUGCUUACAUUCUUAAAUAUUUUCACAUGAUUUAUGUAUGUCUUUUUGUACUCCAAAACAAAUAAAAAAUAUGCAUCAUGAAACAAUCUA
Drosophila suzukii is the source of this 332-nucleotide messenger RNA. The record is from RefSeq and is a predicted model, not a curated record. Lineage: Eukaryota; Metazoa; Arthropoda; Insecta; Diptera; Drosophilidae.